Camelus dromedarius (Arabian camel) is the source of this 4257-nucleotide messenger RNA. RefSeq names its product leucine rich repeat containing 20 (gene LRRC20). The coding region runs from base 1375 to 1857 and encodes 160 amino acids. NCBI's taxonomy places the organism in Eukaryota, Metazoa, Chordata, Mammalia, Artiodactyla, Camelidae. The transcript is spliced from 9 exons. Gene Ontology annotation, molecular function: protein binding. The record is from RefSeq and is a predicted model, not a curated record.
UCAGCACUACUCUACUUGAGCUGACUUCUGUUUCCUAUACAUCUAAACAAAACUAUAAUUUUACUUUUAAUUGCUCAGUAUUAAAUGUAGGCAAUACAUGCGGUGUAUUAAAAAACAAUCAGAGCAGAAAGGUUUCCGGUGCCACCGUCUUCCAGUUUCCCUAUUGCUCUUUCCAGGAUGAACCACUGUACCAGUUUAUUGUGUAUCUUCCGGAGACAGUCCCUAUAUACAGACAUAAUGCAACAUAUAAGCAUUAAGAAAAGAAAAAGAAAGAGAUUAAUAGCCGACCGCUUGACAUGUCCGGUUCCUAACUGUGGUAAUGAAGCAUGGUUACAUUGGCAAAUUUGAAAUCAUCGAUGAUCACAGAGCUGGAAAAAUUGUUGUGAACCUCACAGGCAGGCUUAAUCAACGUGGAGUGAUCAGCCCAGAUUUUACGUGCAACUCAAAGAUCUAGAAAAAUGGCAGAAUAACCUGCUCCUGUCCUAUCAGUUUGGUUUCAUUGUACUGACAACCUCAGCUGGUAUCAUGGAACAUGAAGAACCAAGACAAAAACAUACAGGAGGGAAAAUCCUUGGAUUCUUUUUUUUUUUUUAAGGGAUGUAAUACAUACAUGCAAAUAAAAUGCCUCAGUGGACUCUGAAAGAAAAAAUUAAAAAAAAAAGAGAAAGAAAACAGCUCCUACUUCUUAACAAGGGCACGGACAAAAGAACUUACGCAGCAAAGCAAAUAUUGUGGUUGAUCAGGUCGGGCCAGGGCAUGACAUGGAAUGGAUUUGUGAUGAAUGUCGAGGAUUCCAGGAAGAAGAGCCCCUUGCCUACCCUGCAGUCCGGAAGUCCCCAGAGUUGGAGGGGACUGAGCUCACUCUCGAAAGUUCUCCAGGCUUUGCAUAUGUCAAGAAAGAAGGCACUUUCUAGAGGAAGGAAAAGGCAGCCUGGAGUAGAGAAAGGAGAUCUUCCAUUAGCAUGCUGUGUAACCACAGGCAAGCCUUCCAGCCUCUGCAGUAUAAGAAGACGGACCAGAAGGAAGUUAGAACAGGAGUCAAGGGCACCAAUGUACGUAUCCACCAUAAAAGGGUGGUCUUCUGCAGCCUGUAAGAAAAUGCCUGUGAAGUGUGGCUCCCAGCGUGGCGCCAGGUGACUCAACAGGAGGCAGCAGGUCCCCUUGUGAGUGGCAGACCAGCCGGGUGGCUGGCGGCAGGACACCCGCGUCUGCAUGCUGAGGAAGAUGGGUGAGGCUGUGGCCAGAGUUGCAAGGAAGGUCAACGAGACGGUGGAGAGCGGCUCUGACACCCUGGGUCAUGGGCAAAGAAGUUGAAAAACACUGAGUGAGGGGUUCCAUCCACCGGAAGCCCGUCUGCCUGCUCUCAGACUGCCGAUGAUGCCAAAUCUGGCCGAGUGCAAGCUGGUUUCCUUCCCCAUCGGCAUCUAUAAGGUCCUGCGGAAUGUCACUGACCAGAUCCACCUCAUCACACUGGCCAACAACGAGCUCAAAUCCCUCACCAGCAAGUUCAUGACCACGUUCUGUCAGCUCAGAGAGCUCCGCCUGGAAGGGAACUUCCUGCACCGCCUCCCCAAUGAGGUCAACACCCUACAGCACCUCAAGGCCAUCGACCUGUCCCGGAACCAGUUCCAUGACUUCCCGGAGCAGCUCACCACCCUGCCUGCUCUGGAGACCAUCAAUCUGGAGGAGAACGAGAUCGUGGACGUGCCUGUGGAGAAGCUGGCUGCCAUGCCCGCCUUGCGCAGCGUCAACCUGCGCUUCAACCCACUGAACGCCGAGGUACGCGUCAUCGCCCCGCCACUCAUCAAGUUCGACAUGCUCAUGUCUCCAGAGGGUGCGCGGGCCCCCCCACGCUAGGCCUCCCUCCUCAUGCCCGCCCAGCAAGGGGCAGAGGCCACCUGGCCUGGUUACCUGAAAGGAGGGAGUCCCACAGGCCCAUGGGAGGCCAAGCUUGGGGGGCUGGGGGUGGGUGGGCUGAAUAGUGCAUGGCGGGAGGGGUGCAGCGGUCCAGGAUAGAUAGCAUAGAGCAGCAGUGGGCCCUGGGAUGCCCAGAGGCAGGAGGUGGGCAGGAGUCCAGACUCUGGGCAUUCACAACUUCUGUGCAAACCUGGGCAGAUCCUCACCUUCUCUGAGCCUUGUCAUUUAAGAAAAGGGGUGGCAGUGGGGGAACCUUUUCCUCCUUUGGGUUCCUUGGAGGUUUUGAGGGGAGCACAUGCCUCCAAGUUACCUUCAAAUCAUCGGUACCUUCUGGGCCCACGGAUGAGCAUCGCUGAACAUUUUCUGGGCCCCUGUGGGUUUUGAGGCCUUGUUUCUAAUGAUGAGAGCCAGCUGCUGCCCUGAGAGGGACAGAAGACAACCUCCAUCUAUUUAUUGCUUCCUGAGAACUGACCCAGAUGAGGCCCUCCACAGUGCCCCAUCUUCAGGCCUGUGGGUCCUUGGAUUGGUGGGAACUGGAACCAGGAGUUGUAGGAAAGCUGUGGAGAGAGUGUGGCCUGGCACUGCAUCAGGGUGGAGAAUGUUUGUGUAGGAGCCCAAGGACCAGCAGGCUGGACACUGAGGAGCAAAUCAAGUUAGCUCUGCCCUUCCUCGUGAUUAAGAAAUCGGCAGGGUAGGAAGCCCUAAAUGCUCCAUCCUUCCUUCUGGAGUGACUGCGUGUGCCUGGUGUCAGCCCUUGAGCUGCAGGAGAGGUGGCCCGGAGAGAAACAAAGCCAUCUGUGCCUGUGCCACCCUCAACACAGUGCCCCUCCAGCAGAAGUCUGGUUGCCUUGUCACUGAUCCACGUCGGGGCACUAUGGACCAUUGGAUUUGUGGCCGGCCAGCUCCCAGGCCACCACCCAAAGCCCUGAUGACUUAGUCAUCUUGGAGUCUAGGGUGUGGCCAGGCAAUAGGAUGACCAACCAUCUUGGUUUUCCCAGGACUGAAGGUUUUCCUGGGACAUGGGACUUUCAUAGCUAACACUGGGACAAUACCUGGUAAACAGGGGCAACUGGUCCCUAUACCAGGAAAGGACCUGGGGCUCUUGCUUCCUGACAACACCUGUGGUUUGGAGAACUCCUGACCCCUGGAUCAGCAGGUAUCUACCUCCCACCUUCUCAUCUGUGGAGCAAGCAGACUUGGAGCUCAGAGCCCACCAGGUCUGGUCUGUGGGAGACUCCUUAGGCCCUAGGACUUGGGGAAGCCAGGCCACCCAAAUCCUACAUCCAUGGGGCAGUGGCCACUUUUCUACUCCUAGGGUUAGGCUGUUCAUAGCUCAGACCACCGCUCAGAGCACUAACCCUUCCUCAGAAUGCUCCCAGUCCCAUUCCCCCUCCCCAGCUCUGAGGCCUGCCCCUGCCCAGGCCCCCUGUAUCUUGACAAGUGGCUGACAGGUUGGGCCAUUGUUGGUCCAUCAUUGAGCACUCAGUGUCCCAAGAGAUGCCUUGUUCACCCUGCUUGUCUCCCAAGGCCUCGUUGGUCAAGCUCUGGGAAAAGGGUUUCAGGGUAAGGAGGUCAAAACGAUUUCUAGGGCUUCCAAGUUCAGCCCUGGACACUGGGGACAAGUGCGCCUGCAGUCCAGCCCAGGCUGUCCUAGCCCCAUCCAACCUGUGUCUUGGCGUGGGGUUUCUCUUUGUUGAAGAAGGGGUGCGCUUUUCUGACACUCACAGAGGCACUGUAUGGCCAGAGCCUUGCAGCUCACGUGUGUCCUGUGGGCCAGCAGCAUGGGCAUCCAGAGGAGCUCAUUGGAAAUGCAGAAUCCCAGGCCUCACUUUAGCGCUCCAGAAUCAGAACCUGCAUUUCAAAAGAUCGCCAGGUUAUUCCUGCAAGCACUUUACUGUUUGAGAAGCAAGGGCCUGGCGGUGACCCUGGGGAUGUCCUCAGAGCGGAGGGCGAAGGUUCUCAGCUCUCCCCCUGCAAUGCCAGGGCUCUUAGUCUGUGCUCAUCCCCCUCCCUAAACCAGCCCCCAGAGACCCUGGCCUCUUAGAUCUCUUCAGAGUCUGCAUGGCACUCCCACUGAAGGGACUGACCCAAAGCCACAGGAGAUGAAGGCUAGGUUUGCCCCGCCCUCUGGAACCUUGACUUUCUGGGUAACCUCUGCAUGCCCAGCUGCUGCUUCCCCAGGUCCUCACCACAGGCCCUUUGAAGGGGUUGCUUCUGGAAGCUGUCUUCCACUCUGCUUGGAGAGUUUGCCCUUGGGCAGGCAGAGAAGCCCCCAAGUCAGAGCCCACUGUGUGAGUGAGCCCUUAGCUUCAGUCUGCAAUAAAGAACGCCUUGGUUUCA